GCUCUGAUUAUAGAUAUCGUUUCACCGGGGGUAUGUAACUGACACAAACAGCAGCCGGACAGCUGGCAGGACAGCGGUACUCUAUGCCACGGGGGAAAUUUAAGAGCGUGCGGUAUUAGUAGGUAUAGCAGAAGUUUGAUGGAUCGCACAGAAGUUGGCGUAGCAGUAUCUUCAUAGUAUCUCCAAAACGUUAGGAUAGGGGAAAAACAUGUUUUACAAAAUCAGCGCGACGCGACCCAGCUAGCAUUCCAGAGUUCACGCAUGCGCAAUGCACUGUCUCACUGUCUUCCCAAAUAACAGGUGUCAGCCGGCGAGAGAACUCUCACAUUGUUUUUUUCAUUUUUCAUUUUGGAUUAAUAGAAGAUUGAGCGAUUAGGAAAUAGAAAUGGCCGACAGCAUUGCUGACCCCGAGCCAAUGGAGGCAGAUCGAAGCUCAGAGAAGAUCGAUAUGUCAUUAGAUGACAUAAUCAAACUGAACAAAAGGGAACAGAAAUCCUGUCAGAGUGCUUCCAAGACAGGCCUACAGCAGCAGCAGCAGCAGCAGCCUGGUAAUAGAAGCAGAGCCCCAGGGAACCGGAGAGCAUCUGGACAGCAGAGAGCCCCCUUCGGAAGAGGAGGGUCGCAGCAAAGCCAGCAGGGGUUCUACAGAUUUCGAUUAAUGGGUCAAGCGCAACAAGGGUUCAACAGAAGACAACCCUACAAUCUCCGAAGAGUCCCCAGGAGAGCACUGUUCCCCCCCUCGGGAGUCAGCCCUUUGAAUCGCAAAGCCUCUCUUGCAAAGGUAAACACAGCAGCGAUUUCCAGUGUUAAUAACAACAGGCCAGGAUUGCUCAGAACCCAGCAGCCUCCGACUAGAAGACCAUUCUGGCAGCCUUUCAGAGGUCCUCGGGCCGCUGGGAGAAGUAACAGUAGAAUUCCCCUGCAAAACAGAGGAAUAAAACUGCAACAAAUACAGCAACGGCAGACUAAGAUCAACCUGAACAGAGGGUUUCCUUCACGUCAAUCCGACAGGAAAUUGAUAGAAAAAUAUCAAAAAAUCCGAAGCUGGAGACAGCCUGCAGCCUCAGGGUCCAUCCUAACAGUCUCUGUUGCAAACCCCAUGGCAGCGCAGGAGACUGCUGCAGUUUCUCCUCCCAGACCCCCCAGAGUGAGGAUUAAGCGCCCAGCAGUGCUGGAGAGACGAGGGGCUGAAGACGAGGAGACCCUGCACCCCCCGCCCAGAGGAAUCCCCCUGAGGUUUAACUUCAAAGCACUAGCCAAUCAGACUCGAGUGACACUGAACGAUCGCUUCUCCAGUCUGAAGAUAAAGGGACUGCGUGCCGUGCCUAGGACAGGAGGACGGACAGUAACACUGCAGUGACAAUAAAGAGAAUACGAAUAGUGCUGUCACUGUGCUGCUAUAGUGAUCAUUUCAGUGAGAGUGAUGUCAUUAGAGAACCUGGGAUUGUACAUGACCUACAUUAAAAGAGGUUUUAUUU
This is a messenger RNA of Acipenser ruthenus (sterlet), 1478 nucleotides long. RefSeq names its product UAP56-interacting factor-like. The transcript has 9 exons. Gene Ontology annotation, molecular function: mRNA binding. Bases 386 to 1360 code for a protein of 324 amino acids. Gene Ontology annotation, biological process: mRNA export from nucleus. The record is from RefSeq and is a predicted model, not a curated record. Lineage: Eukaryota; Metazoa; Chordata; Actinopteri; Acipenseriformes; Acipenseridae.